GUAAAAUAGUAUUUUUCCUUAUGGUUGGUAUGAGUGUUUGUAUAAUUUCAAGUUGAAGUGCUAGUGACAUAACACUCAUGUGCAUUUUUUCCUCUUAAUCUAAAUAAUUAGGGAUAAAGUGAACCUUUCCGACACGAAAUCUGAGUUUAACAAAACUUCCGAAAAUGUCCUCUAUUGUGGUGGCUCGCAUUUUAACUCCAGUUGCCCAUAGAACUCUGCGGCAUCUAAUCAACAGGAAGUCUAUCUCACGGUUCCACAACUAUGCGAAAACUCUGCAAAUUGUUAUUCCCCAAUCUAAUCAGACGAGGCUCUACUCGGAAAAGAAGGUGUUUGCUAGGGAUAAGCCCCAUUGUAAUGUGGGCACCAUAGGCCAUGUCGAUCAUGGGAAAACCACUCUUACAGCUGCAAUCACCAAAGUUUUGUCCGACCAGAAAUUGGCUAAAGCUAGAGGGUAUGCUGACAUUGAUAAUGCUCCUGAGGAGAGAGCAAGAGGUAUCACUAUUAACGUUGCGCAUAUCGAAUAUCAGACCGAAUCCAGACAUUAUGGGCAUACCGACUGUCCAGGACAUGCUGAUUACAUCAAAAACAUGAUUACCGGUACUGCUCAGAUGGACGGUGCAAUUUUAGUGGUUGCCGCCACUGAUGGCGUUAUGCCCCAAACUAGGGAACACAUUCUUCUUGCCAAACAAAUUGGAGUUAAAGACAUCGUCGUCUUCAUUAAUAAAGUUGAUACUGCUGAUGCUGAAAUGGUCGAAUUGGUUGAAAUGGAAAUUAGAGAACUGCUAACAGAAAUGGGCUUUGAUGGCGAUAAUAUUCCCAUAAUCACAGGAUCUGCUCUGUGUGCACUCGAAGGCAAACAGCCUGAAAUCGGCAAAGACGCGAUUCUCAAACUGUUGGCGGCGGUAGACGCCCAUAUACCCACACCCAUUAGGGACUUGGACAAGCCAUUCUUGCUGCCUGUUGAGAACACUUACUCAAUUCCUGGGCGUGGUACUGUCGUAACCGGUCGUGUGGAGCGUGGUAUUAUCAAAAAAGGUUCCGAAUGUGAAUUCGUCGGUUUUAACAAAGUGCUAAAAUCGACCGUCACAGGAAUAGAAAUGUUCCACCAAAUUCUGGACGAAGCACAAGCAGGCGAUCAACUGGGAGCUUUGGUCAGGGGAAUCAAACGUGAUGACAUCAAAAGAGGAAUGGUCUUGGCCAAGCCAGGCACAGUAAAGUGCUACGAUCACAUCGAGACACAAGUGUACAUUUUGAAUAAAGAGGAAGGUGGCCGAGCAAAACCAUUUACCUCCUAUAUUCAGCUGCAGAUGUUCUGUCGAACUUGGGAUUCCGCUGUACAAGUUUUGGUGCCAGACAAGGAAAUGGUUAUGCCAGGAGAAGACUCAAGAUUGAUAUUGAGAAUGAUAAAGCCCAUGGUUCUGGAACAAGGUCAGCGGUUUACCCUUAGAGAUGGUUCAGUUACAUUGGGAACGGGAGUGGUAACGAAAAUUUUGCCUAAGUUAAAAGAAGAUCAGAGGGAAGAGCUUACUGAAGGCAAAAAGGCCCGGGAGAAGAGAGCGAAAGCGGCAGCCACCGGCCAGUGAAGGAUUUGCAUCUUACGUAAUUAUGACUACGUUUUCUGAUAUAUCUAGGUUACAUUAAACUUUAUUUUAUAUAACGCUCGAGGAUGGUGCGAUUUAAAGAAAAUGGCUUAUUUACCGUAAGGCAGUUUUUUGUUUAAGAUUGGAUGUCGUAUAUUCAAAUAUAUGCUGAUGUUCUUGU
Messenger RNA from Dendroctonus ponderosae (mountain pine beetle), 1761 nucleotides. Its product is annotated as elongation factor Tu. The transcript has 7 exons. Lineage: Eukaryota; Metazoa; Arthropoda; Insecta; Coleoptera; Curculionidae. Gene Ontology annotation, biological process: mitochondrial translational elongation. Bases 165 to 1583 code for a protein of 472 amino acids. The record is from RefSeq and is a predicted model, not a curated record. Gene Ontology annotation, cellular component: mitochondrion. Gene Ontology annotation, molecular function: GTP binding; translation elongation factor activity; GTPase activity.